Cryptomeria japonica (Japanese cedar) is the source of this 651-nucleotide messenger RNA. RefSeq lists its product as uncharacterized. The coding region runs from base 1 to 651 and encodes 216 amino acids. The transcript has a single exon. Gene Ontology annotation, molecular function: RNA-DNA hybrid ribonuclease activity; nucleic acid binding. The record is from RefSeq and is a predicted model, not a curated record. NCBI's taxonomy places the organism in Eukaryota, Viridiplantae, Streptophyta, Pinopsida, Cupressales, Cupressaceae.
AUGGACUGGCCUCAACUUACAAACAAGGUUGAGGCUGCUAUAAUUGAAUUAAUCAGUUGUCAAUCUAUGAAGGGUCAGAAAAAUUUGGAGAUGACUGAAUGGGAUGGGGAAAUGAGACUAAAAUGGAUUGGUUUGAAAAUUCCCCCAUAUGUUGGAGAUGGGCCAUCCAUCAACCUACAAAAGCGAAAGGAGUGCAAGUGCUGCCCUCCUAAAGAUGGCUGGUUUAAGCUAAACUUUGAUGGGGCUUCUAGAGGGAAUCUUGGUAUUUCGGGUAUUGGAUAUUGUAUACACAAUUCAAAAAGGGAGGAAAUUGCAAUCCUAGCCUCACCAAUGGGUAUAAGCUCCAACAAUGAGGCGGAGCUAAGAGCACUUCAUGAAGCUAUAAAAUUAUGCAAAAUCCUGAAAUUAGGAAAAAUCAACAUAGAAGGGGACUCGACUAUAGUUAUUAAUGCCCUCAGAAAAGGAAAUAUACCUAAUUGGAAACUCAAUGCUAUCCUGUCAAAUGUCAUGAUUGAUAUUCAGUCCCUAGUUGAAAUCACCUUUAAUCAUAUUUAUAGAGAAGGCAAUUCCAGAGCGGAUCAGCUAGCAAAUAAAGGUGCGGAUGGUUUCUCCUCCAUCAACAUCAAGCCGGGACACCCUGAUCACCCCUGA